This is a messenger RNA of Elaeis guineensis (African oil palm), 1648 nucleotides long. RefSeq names its product cytochrome P450 81Q32. The record is from RefSeq and is a predicted model, not a curated record. Gene Ontology annotation, molecular function: iron ion binding; heme binding; oxidoreductase activity, acting on paired donors, with incorporation or reduction of molecular oxygen. NCBI's taxonomy places the organism in Eukaryota, Viridiplantae, Streptophyta, Magnoliopsida, Arecales, Arecaceae.
AUGGAAACAGCCACCCUCUACUACUGUGCAGUGCUCUUCUUAGUCCUCCUCUUUGCCUCCAAAAGCUUCUACCGAUCCAACAACUCCCGCCUCCGAUGUCCACCCACCGGCCCCAUCGCCCUCCCCAUCGUCGGCCACCUCUACCUCCUCCGUCAGCCCAUCCACCGCACCCUCUCCGCCAUCUCCGCUCGCCACGGCCCUCUCCUCCUCCUCCGCUUCGGCAACCGCCCCGUCCUCCUCGUCUCCUCCCCCUCCAUCGCUGAGGAUUGCUUCACCAUCAAUGACAUCACCUUCGCCAACCGCCCCCCGCUCCUCUUCAACAAGUACUUCGGCUACGACUUCACCACACUCGGCUCCUCUUCCUAUGGCCCCCACUGGCGCAACCUCCGCCGCAUCGCCACCCUCGAGAUCUUCUCCCCCGCCCGUAUUGCCGCCUUCUCUGCUUCCCGCGCUGCUGAUGUCUGCUCGCUCCUCCGUCACCUUUUCAGCCACGGAGACAAAGCCGAGUUCCGAAGGGUGGAGAUGAAGUCGAGGUUCUCCGAGUUGACAUGUAAUGUGGCCAUGCAGAUGAUCGCCGGGAGGAGGUACUACGGGGCGGAGGCGACGGUGGUGGCCGAGGAGGGGUGGAGGUUCCGGCGAAUUAUAAGGGAGGCGUUUGUGGUGAGCGGGUCAUCGAGUUUGGAGGACUUCUUGCCAUGGGUGAGGUGGGCAGGGUGGAACGGUACCGAGAAAAGGAUGAUGGUGUUGGCUAGGAAACUGGAUGAGUUGUUCCAAGAGAUGGUGGAGGAGCGAAGAAAGACGAGGGGAAGAGAAGAGGGAAAGAAAACUGUUAUCGAUGUUAUGUUGGAGAUGCAGGAGGCAGAGCCUAAUCACUACCCUGACCAGAUCGUCAAAGGAAUAAUUCUGAACCUAAUAUCAGCUAGCACAGAUACUUCUGCUGGAACCAUGGAGUGGAUAAUGGCCUUGCUUCUCAACCAUCCAGAGGCAUUGAAGAAAGCCAAAGCCGAGAUAGACAUGCACGUGGGUCAUGCCCGCUUGAUGACUGAGCAUGACCUUCGCAAUCUCCACUACUUGCAGAAUGUCAUCAAAGAAACCCUUCGUCUAUUCCCAGCAGCCCCUCUCCUCGUGCCACAUGAGUCAUCCGACCAAUGUACCGUACAAGGAUAUAGUGUUCCACGCGGCACGAUGUUAUUAGUUAAUGUUUAUGCCAUACAAAGGGAUCCACAACUAUGGACGAAUCCCUUGGAGUUUAGGCCAGAGAGGUUUGAUGAAGGAGAGAGGGAAGGAUACAAGAACAUCCCUUUCGGGUCUGGAAGGAGAAGGUGCCCAGGGGAGGGCUUGGCCAUGAGAAUUAUGGGGUUAGCCUUGGGGUCCCUAAUUCAGUGUUUUGAGUGGAAGAGAAUGGGAGAGGAGGACGUGGACAUGACUGAAGGCUUGGGGCUCAGUAUGCCGAAGGCGAAACCCUUGGAGGCCUUAUACAAGCCAUAUGGAAACAUGAUCGAUGUUCUUUCUCAAAUAUGACUAUGUUCCUACGAUUUGGGUUGCAUCUUUUAUAUGAAAGAAUGAUCGAUCUUCUUUUGCAACAUAGAUCGUUGGAUGGUACUGUACAUUAGCUCUUAAAGCACUCAAAACAUCUUCCGUCGUUUAU